AUGAUUCAGGCAAACACCAAGACGAUUCGGAUUAGGGCUUACAAAGCGGGGAAUUGGGAGCUGCGGAACCGCAGUCUGACUGACACUGCGGGGUUGGCAGCUGGCGAUCCAAUCGAACAACUUCAUCCGCCGUCCCAAUUAGUGCUCUUAGGGCCUGGCAGCUUCGCGCUCCAUGUACUCUGCGAGCACACGUCACCCGGCAUCUCCAUUCGGCCGGCGGCGGAUCUUCCUGCUCGUCGAGUGGUCUGGGCAAGGCGAGAGCACUGUUCAAUUGGUCCACAGCACCCAAUGGGACUCACCAACUGCACCCUCAUCCAGGAGCUCGUCCAGGGCAAUUGCUCAAGUAUGGAUGGAUAA
Messenger RNA from Aspergillus versicolor CBS 583.65, 357 nucleotides. RefSeq lists its product as uncharacterized. Lineage: Eukaryota; Fungi; Ascomycota; Eurotiomycetes; Eurotiales; Aspergillaceae. The coding region runs from base 1 to 357 and encodes 118 amino acids. The record is from RefSeq and is a predicted model, not a curated record. The transcript has a single exon.